AUGAAAUUAAUAUCAUAUUUUGCAUACCAACUUAAUUUUAUAAUUUUGGCAUGUGCCAGUCCUUUCAUAAAAUGUUCAUUUCCGGAUGAUUUAAAUCUUAUCAAGGUCGCUGCAAAUGGAGCUAAUGCAGGUUGGGCAAUGAGUCCGGAUCAAAUUUGUGUACCUGGAAUGCACUGUCUUUACGCCUGCCCACCGGGUCAAUUAAUGAAUCAAUGGGAUGCUUCCGUUUCCACUUAUCUGUUUCCAAGUUCAUUAAAUGGUGGUUUAAAAUGUGAGACUGAUGGUUCAUUAACUAAACCUUUUAAGGACAAAUCACUAUGUGUAGAUGGUAAAGGUACAGUCCUGGUCAUUAAUAAGGUGGGUAAAGAUGUUGCAUUUUGUCAAACUGUAUUGCCUGGAAAUGAAGCAAUGUUAAUCCCAACUAAUUGUGGAAGAAACGAACAAGAAUUAGCUGUUCCAGGACCAGAAUAUUAUGCAGGGACUUCUGCUCAUUAUUACGUCAACUUUCCUGGAAUUGCAACAAAAGAUGCUUGUGUUUGGGGAUCAAAGGAUAAUGCUUUAGGAAAUUGGGCUCCAUACAUUGCGGGUAUGAACAUGGAUCAAUCAGGAAAUACCUUCGUAACUAUCGGAUUCAAUCCAAAUUAUUUAGAUCAAUUCCCAAAUAAGAAGAUCGAUUUUGGUUUGAAGAUCACUUGUGAUAACCCUGAAGAUUGCGUAGGGUUAGGUUGUGAAAUAAACCCUGAAAGUGGUCAAAUUCGAGUAGAAAGAUCAUUCAAUACUAAUUUAAACAGUGCGGCUUUUUGUGUUGUCACAGCCAAAAACCAUGCAAAAGCUAAAAUUGAGGUAUUUAAAGUCUGA
Molecule: messenger RNA, 858 nt
Organism: Lodderomyces pseudojiufengensis
Lineage: Eukaryota; Fungi; Ascomycota; Pichiomycetes; Serinales; Debaryomycetaceae
Exons: 1
Coding region: 1-858 (285 amino acids)
Source: RefSeq, a predicted model, not a curated record